UAUACUGUCUAAUUCAAUAUUUUAUUUAUAAAAUAUAUAAUAUUAUCUUUAGAAUAGUUUUUGUAUCAUAAUAUGAAAUAUAAAAGUAAAAUUAAAAUUAAAAUUUUAAAACUUUAAGUCGAAGCUGUUUAGGUUGUAUUGAUUGGACGGAGGUAAAUAAUAUGUAGAAUAAUCAACUGAACAAAAACUAAAAUACAGUGAGUGUGUGUUUAACCGGUAGUCGGUAAAAAAUGUUGCGUGGAAAAAAAGCACAAGUAAAAUCUAACAGACCGAAAACUUCGAAAAAAUAAAUAUACGACACGAAUCGUUCUCCGGUAAUAAAUCUCGCGCAAAUAAACCCACAGAUAAAUAAAAGCGCACGUGUGUUAAGUACACAGAACUGUACUAUACAAGUCUGUACUCUGUAAUAUAAUGUUUAAGUAUGAAGUAUGCGUACAAAUCACUAAAUAAUAUUUUGUCACCACCUGUAAAAUCACUCCAAACCACUCGCAUAAAUCCACCCAACGACAGUUUUUAAACAUUAACUUGACUUGGAAAACGUUACUUUUGCCCAAAAAUUCAAUUGGAUGGUCUUAUCCAAAAUUGUGUAUUUGAAAAGCUAUAAUAGCUUAUUAUUCAAAUCACUUUCACAUUUUAUACAAUAAAACCUCAAUAUAAUUAUAGUCCCUGCCGAGUGCUAAGUGAGAAAUAAAUUGAAAAACCCAAACAGAACUAAAAUGACUCACAUAAAUAAAUCAGAAAUAACAUAUAUAGAAAAUAUAGUUAAAAGGUCAAAAUCUUUCGAAAGGCCAACUUAAACAUGAGAAAAACCAAAAUCAUAUACCCGUUUCCGACUAAAUCUAUUUCGUUUUUCCACGUCUCAGAAUUUUUAUUAUUUCACAAGGUUAUAAUACUACCUACAAUCUACAUAUCACUAAUUACCAUCAACUGUUGGAAAAAUGUUGUUAUUUUACUGUUGAAACCGGUGAUACGGGGGUAAUUGUAAUUUCAGAACAGAAUGAUUCAUAACUAAUAAAUUUAAAGACCCAAAACGAGAUUCUUAAGAUUCUUAAUCUCUACAAAAGCAUUAAGAGGAAAAUAUAAAAAUGAGUAGGUAUCCAAGAAACACAAGAAUGACAAAUUCUUUUUUAAAGGUUUUUAUUUUUUUAUUUGAAUAAUAAACUUAUAAAUUAUUUGUUUUCUAUCAUAAAAUGUAUCAAAUAAAUUGUAAUCAAGCUAGUAAAAUUAGUAAUAACUGAAUGUAUUCAGUAUUUUGACAAACAGUGUUGUCUCAAUAUUUAAAACCACUUUUUAGUAGGUAAAAGUAUUUAAAUUUAUUUUUAGUGAAGUCAAUGUGGGUAGAUUCAUCAAAAUAUCGAAUGAAUUUUGCAAAAACAACUAAUAUUGUUUUUCGUCAAAUAUGGUUUUGUUUGUGUGUUUUUAUUGCAAGUUUUUUUUUUCAAUAAUUGACACUGUUCAUGCGUCAACUGAUAUUUUAUUGAGUAUAGCAUUACAUGAAUAAUUUGAUUAAAUUUAUUUUAUUUCACCAUAACUAUAACAAAAAAAACAGACUACCCUGCAGUAGUGAUCGAAACUAUUUGAAUAUUUGAAUAUUCAAGACUCAGGUAGGUACUCGAUUAAACAGUAAAAUUGUCCGAAUUUUAACUUCACAGUGUUGUAUGAUACCCGCAAUUAUUAAUAUAUUAAUAUGAUUACCGGGUAUAUAAGGAAAUACUGUGCAAAAACAUUAUAAUUAAAAAAUGUAUAAAAAAAACAUGAUUCGAUGAAAAUAACAUUCAUUUGAUAUUCUAGAUUAUGUUUUCAUUCGAGGUAAUUUAUAUAGGUAAUAUAUACUAUAGGCGAUAUAGAUAUUAAUACAAACGAAUAAUUAUAAAAUGAUAAAUCGAUAAUAUAAUAAUAAUAAUAAUAUAGUCGGUAGAAGUAUUGAUCGACGUGUCUUUGAAAUAUUAUAUUUCAAGUGAAAAUAUUGGGUUUUUAUAACACAAUUUAUUGUACCUGUGUACGAAAUAUUAUGUUGCGAAUGUAAUUAAUAUACCUAUGGCUAGGUACCCAUAAUAGUGAUUGGCACACACGUGUUCCUAACCAACCGUACCAACCGUCCCAACCCUACCGUUCCAACCCUACAGGCUAAUAACCUCAGUCGUGGAAACCUUAAAUCUAAAAAAAAAAAUAAAAAAAUACUGAUUGGCAAUAAAUACUCAUCGUGUGUCCGCGUAUACGACAGCAGAGUGUUGUGACAGGAUCAGGCAGCACACAAGUGGUUUGGAUAAAAAUAUUGUACAAAAUCCACGCGGAUAACUUGCCUGUGGACUGUGACAGCCUGAAGUCAGUUUUGUCCAUUUCUACGGAAGAAUUAAAGACGUCUCUAAAGUCACUCUGUAUGCAGUAGCUAUAGAACCUCAAUACCAAAAUGGAAUCUGAGCCGGUAAUUGUGGUGGAUCAAGAAAACUGUUUUAAUGAAGAAGACGAAGAUAUAGAUGAUGUGGCCGGAUAUGGACAAGGAUGUCCCGAUACUCCUCCGCAGGACCCUUUUUUCCUGUCUCCUUUUAGAGACAUGCGGAAACGCUCAUUACCGACACCGCAAUGCACAUCUGGAAUAACUGCUAGUCAAGUGCGGAGGUUGAGCGAUCAGGGAGCGGCCGGUGCGGCUGCCAGGGAACAGGCGUUCUUGGCCACGUUGACCAAGGCACCGGGGCCCUACACACCGGGUCGCCGACAUUCGGUCAUCACGAUAUCCAAGGCGCCCAUGCCGUUGUUCGGCCGCAACAGGCGCGAAUCGAUUGCAGCGUUUCCCAGCAAGGGUCCGAGGGUGAACCGCAGGGACUCGGCCGGUGGCGCCACGCCGUCUCCCACCGGUAGUCAGUUCAACUUGCAGCUGGACAUCAUGGACGACAUAGCGGACAUCAAGGCGGCACGGAAGGUCAGGAUGAAGAUGUGGCAAACCGAGGACAAGGAAAAGAUGUGCGAGCUCCAGUCGAUGGACGGCGAAAACAAGCAAAUGUCCAGGUUCAAAGAGGCCAGGAGGUAUUCCAACAUCGACGUGUGCGAAAAAAUCGCUCCGCCCAUACCGGCCCGGCGACGCGCAUCAGAGCUGCCUCCCAACUUGACGCCGCAGGCCGGUAAACCAUCGUCGGCGUCGACGGCUGCGGCCCAAUCGUCCGGGAUCGUGUGCACGAACACGGAUCUACUGUCGAUAAUGAACUCGUUGAAGUCGACGGCCACCAAAGCGUUGCAGUCGACCAAAGGCAGCGGCCCGCGGCAACGGGGCAGCAGCAAGACUACGGACAGCCUUCCGACCGGCGUGGUCGGCGACGUCAGCGGCAGCGACCGUCGGCGAGACGUGCUCCGGACAGGCCGGUCCAAUAGUGUGGACGUGGCCAACAUAGGCGCGGCGGCGGCCAUGGCGGCUGCCGCUGCGGGAAACAGCACCAGAAAUUGGUUCAGGAAAAUGUCCACCCGGACGGCGACCGCUGUGUCGAUGGCGGCGGGGCGCACCGACGCCGAGUGCGCGGAACAGCGUCUGGCCACCGGCGGUGUCGAGUACGUGGUGCAAAAGUCGCCCGUCGUCGUGACGUUUGCCGACGAACGGCCAAAGGUGUCGCUGUUGAUCGAUCCGUCAUCCGGUUGCAAACCGGAAAAGCACUGCACGACACCAUUGUCCCCGCCGCCGCCACCACCGCCACCGCCGUCGUCGUCCGUCGAAAAGAAACCGGCGCCCAACGGUGGUGACGUAGUGGUGUGGGACCGGCCCACCGGUUCGGUGGUGAACGCCGAGGUGUUGGGCACGGCCAUUGAGGGCUUCUUGGCCGCGAAGAAGUCGGGCGAUAGCGCCGACGCGUCGCCGACCGGUGACGGCGAGCACAACGAUCACCCGUCGCAGCAGCAGCAGCCGUCCGGAGGCAAGCCCGUCGCCAAAACGUCCACCGACCCGAGCACGCCCGCCCGCACGUGCGACACGUCCAUCUGUUCGUCGCUCAAAGAUCUGUUCGUCAAAUAGCUAUAAGACCGCUCGUGCCGGUCGAUUCACCUGUGUAAUUAACUCUAUAUUACGAUUAAUUACGACAUAUUGUUAUCGUGUUGACAAUGUGGACUACAAUGUUAUGCAUAUACAUAAUGUUAUAUUAAUAUUAUAUACCCAAACAAUAAUAUUAUCUACCCGGUAAGCGAUCCCCACCCACACAUAUUAUACCAGGCAUCGUCCACCCACACACACACACACACACGUCCCUGGCAUCGUUCACUCCACCCUGGCCUGCAGACUUUAGUAAUUAUCUCAAACGGUCUUGUUUUUGUCAUCGCAAUUGUUUCGAAACGUUUCAUGAUUUAUGCAAGUAUGCCCAUAUAAUUUAUGUCGACGACAAGAAUAAUUGAUUUCAUUGUAUUAUAGGUAGAUGGCAUUUAUAAUAUUACUGGUAUGGUGGUAUACAGAUUUAUAUAUGCAAAAAGCACAAAGCACGUUGAAAUUCAUGCGUACUAUUAUUGGUUAUAAAUAGUUUAAUACCUGUUUAUACUCAAUGGUAUUAUAUUAUGUGGGUGUAGGUUUUCAAAGAACCUAUUUAAUAAAAAUAUUUUUAAAACAUUAAAAAUCACACUGCUUGUAUAGAUUAUUAUUAUUAUUAAUAAUAUUAAUAUAAGAAUCUGCACAAUAACUCGAAUCUCCCAUAAUUUUUCGACUCUUUAACGUUUCUUUUUGACUCUAAAAUAAUUUUUACCAGAUUCAAAAAGUGUACUAAGUGUUACACGAUCAUAUAACCAAAAAUUCCACCACCUAGGUGCGAUAAGAGUUCGAUACUUUGUGUAUGAGAACCGUAUAAUAUUUCAAUUAUAAGAAUUUAUUAAUAUCGAAUAUAAAUAAUAAUAUAAUAUCACACCUAUGAUGCGUUUAAAUCUGGUGACUGUGCAUCGUACGAAUAGGGCUUCUCGUGAGGUAAUAACUGACGUCUAAUUUCUCGAUACCCGCAUAAUAUUGUGUAAAAUAUAUUCAUAUUUAUGCAUACGAUUACUUACGUCGUCCCUCGGUGUGAUGUACUGAUGUAUAAUGUAUAAACUAUGAGGUGUGUGUUCGACGAGGACGAGAGAUUUGAAAUGGGGAAAUCGUUGAAAUCGAUUCGCCGACUAUAGGUACACGCGCGCCGAAUAUAUUUUAUGGUCGACGAUAUCCCAUAAUAUCGUAAUAAUAUACUGCGUCAUACAUCAGCCCGUCAAUGUACAGAGCGAUUCACCAAGCGUGUUCGUCCAAAAUUAAAAAUUGAUACAAUAUUGGAUCUUGUAUUCAUUAUACAUGGACAACAAUAUUUAUAAAUUUUAAGCUUUGAUGGAUUAAUAUACAUUAACACAAUUUACAAAUUACCAUAGCCCUUCGUAUUAUCUUGUAAACCCAUUACGAUAAUGGGUCCACGGUGGGCCUAUUGUCCUUAGUAAACACAAAGUUAGAUAACUCAAAAGCUAUAAUCAAUUAUAUUUAUAACAUAACUAUGAUUGAUUUUCAAUUAUGAUACGUUGACGUUUUCAAAAAAAAUAUCAGCUAAAUAAUUUACAGUAGAAUAGGAGGGGGGAGUUGUCGUUUGAAAAAGUGCAGGAGUUUUGAUCUUUUUGAUUAGUUGAUACGAAUAACUGCAUCGUCUGAGAAGACAAAUUGGGUGAACUCAUGCUCGGCAAAUCGCCCCGUAUAUCAUAUAAUAUUACAAUACAAACCGCACAUAAUCUUCUCGUAUAGGUGUCGUCCUGUGGUAAUUAUACUCACACCAGACGUGCGCGUUGUACUUGUGCGCACUUGUCAUCGUGUCUAUAUAACAAUAUGAUUCUUAUAAUAAUAUUAUAUUGCGGUGUGCCCGCUCAAGAUUAUAAUUCAAAUAAUAAUAAUAAUAAUAUAAUACGCCUUAUUGCGACCGUAUAAUCGCACGCGCGUGCUGGCGGUGGUGAGCGGUGGUGCUGUUAACAGGUAGGUGAACGCGUACAGGCGGUUAUUAUAAUAUUAUCCGCAAUAAUCGUUUCGCCGGCGAUUAAUAACCAUAUAUUUUAGUACAAUAUAUAAUAAUUAUUGCACAUUGACGGGCCCCGCCGCUAAUCGUUACUGCGUUGUACGUCAUCAUGGAUAGGUAUUUCGUAUUCAUGUUAUUUUACCAACAAUUAUUGACCGUAUAAUACGCAAUGUACAUUUUACAUAUAAUAAUAUAAUAUACUAUAAUAUAGCCAUAUAGGUACACAUAGCACAUAAUAGAUAUUAUAUGGGAACGAUGAUUUCACGCGGCGAUGGUUGUAUAUCUGAACCUACCUGUGCAUAAUAUUAGUAGGUAGGUACUAUCUCAAAAAUUGUCGAGGUAUAUAUUUCUUAGAUAAUUUAAUAACACGACGAAACAACGUUUUUCAAAAAAACAAAAAAGUUCACUGUUUUUUUUUUUUAUCGGUAUAGUUUUUUUAAGAUUUGCGCUUUUUUUGCAUGAGACCACAUACAUUUUUAUUAUACAAAAUAAAAUUGUUAAUCGUUAUUUCUAAAUUUGGCUGGCGUAGUUAAUUAAUUAUAGGACGGUAUUUAAUAUUGUGAUGAGUGCAGUGGUGGGUCGUGUGGAGUGGUACAGAUGAGGUACUCUGCGAAAUAAUGUUCAUUUGUUCGACUUAUCUACCUACCUUUUAUAUACUCAUAACUAAUUAGAUAUUAGUUUUGACCUUGAAAAUAUAAGUGCAUAAAAAUCAUUUGAAAAAUAUUCCACAUAGGAAUAUGAAGUUAAAAAUAUAUGUGCUCAUUAAAAAAGUAAAAACUUAAAAAAAAAUACAGCGAUAAAAUUUAGUGAAACUGUUGAUUUGUAAUAGCUUCAAACAAUCUAAUAAAUAUAUUAUUAAAUACUUUAAUACUUUUCUAAAAAAUUAAAAGAAACAGUAAUCAAAAGGUAAACCUAUAUUACAAACAUAGUGAUUCGUUUUCAUUGCACCAAUGGGUUUUUGUGAGGCGGUUAUCGUUCAAACAGAGCAAUAUAAAAUAAAAUAAAAAAAUUACCAGGAUAAUAAUAAUAAGACUCUUUCGGAAAAAUACGGGACAGCGUUACCUAUAGAUAUAGCUAGUGUACUUCAGACUGUUGAAUAAAAUAUUUAAAAAUAUUGUUUUAAAAAAGCGACAGCCGACUUGGGUGAUAACGAGUGUCCCGAGUUAAAAUAUAAUUGACAUGUGGCACAUAAUCAUGAAUAUAAUAUAUUAUUUACUGCAGCAAUGGUAUCCAAACUACGGCCUGCGGACAAGUUUUUACUAUAGGAGGUAUAUUAUAUUGUAUUGUAGGCGCUCCAUGCGAACUAUAUUUUCGUACUUUAGAAUUUUCCGUACGCCAAUACAACGCGAUACGGCAAUUAUUUGAGUUUUUCCCGUGCACAAAAGUCGUUUGUGCGGCGCACAAAAUAGACCCCCAGGCCAGUAGAUAUAACUGCCGCGAAAAAUCCAAAAAUAAACUAUUCGUAUAUUAUCUUUCUUUUGUUUGUGAAAUAGGUAGGUACAACGUGGAUACACAUAUAUUAUAAUGGUCCUGCGAUCAAUACCUUUAGCUAAACUUCGAUAAAUUCGUUUCAAUAGGGGGAAAAUACACGUCUGGUAUACACUAUGCGCGAAAUUUAAAUGUCUUUUGACACACUGUUGUUAACAACCGGUAAAUACUUGCAGCUAUAGUGUCAUUGAAAUGUCUAUAAAACUAUAAAAAUUAUAAACGUGAUUAGGUAUAAAAUGCUUUGGCCCGCAAAGAUUUUUUAGUUUAUUAUAAUUCUCUGGUGAAAAAAUGUCUGGAGACCCCCAGCUGUAUUAUUUAUAAAUUAUAAUAUGUAUAAUACCGUGUAUAUAGUACACGCUAUAUCCAUUGUGUGUGUGUGUAUAUUAUAAUAUAUUAGAACAUAAUAUGCGUGUACACAAAUCUCGUUUGACGACCUCGACAAUCUCUUUGCGAGAUUUUUUUUAAUCAUUUUACUACACAUACUCAUCGUGGCACAUUAAAAAUAUAUAUAAUAUUAUGUACUUGAAUAUCAACCCUUCACAUUGCGCGGAACACGGUAGACGACAUCGGCGCAUAUAAGUCUAAUAUAAUAUAUAUAUAUAUUAUAUAUACGAGGUAUAGGCACUCGGAUGGAAAAUAUAUAUUAUGCAUAUAUAUUAUUGUUGCGUAAAAACUCAUCAUUCAUAAUUUAAUAGAUGGAAACGCUAUCAAACAUUCGGUGUGCGUAUAGCUAUACAAUAUAGAGGUAUAUUAUAUAUUAUUAUAUUUACCCGAACGAACGACACAUAAUCGAUUUACUGCAGCUUAUACGCUCUUCUUCGAGAACCAUCUGUUUAACGGGAUAAAUGUGAUGAGAUUUUUCUCCUUCUUUAUAUUUAUAUUUCCUUUUUAAUCGGUAAAUACGCCGCCGUGUAACUAUACGGAUGUUUUCCUCUUUGGAUUCAUUCAUUUUUAACUUUGUAAGCCGAUCCGUCUUCCCACGCGUCUUCUAUACCUAUAAUAACCUGCAGUCAUCGCCGCCACCGUGAAUUUCUAUCGUAUACAAUAAUAUUAUUUGUGGUGUUCGCAUAUGAAGGCGUACGGAUAAUGCGUAUUUAAAAUAUAUAUAAUAUCAUAUUCAGCUGCUAGAUUUCCACUGGCUUUUACUUCUGCAGAUCCGCUGCCGUUUCGUCUUCAAAGAACAACAACAAUUUAAUAACUGCUGCCCCGCGCGCAGUGUGUGUGUGUGUGUGUGUGUGUGUGUGUGUGUGUGUGUGUGUGGAGCUCUUUCUCUUUUGUGCAAAUCGUACGAGUCAUAUAAUAUUAUAUUAUACGAGUAUAUAUAUUGUGUACCGGAUGGAUUUGAUUUAAACACGCGUGUACAUUAGAAGUACCUGCCUAUAUAUAAUGUAUAUCAUAAUGUGUAUUGUUUUAUGUAAUAUGUAUAUACAUAAAAGUGUAUAUAAACUAUAAAGUGAGACACCAAAAGAUGCUGUCUGAACGCAUAUAAUUUGCAUGCAUAAAAAACAAACGGUUGUCAACAACUAUAAAACGUGUGUAGUUAGACACAAUACGCAUAGUGAUUCGCCAAGUAUAUAUACCCCUCGUGUCGUGGUCUUUGUUAAACGAGCAUUUACCCACUCGAAUUAUUUUUGAUUUUUUUACGAAGACGCGUCUAAAUUGAUACCAACACACGAAAUUCCUCCUUGAAUAAUAAACGAAGUGAAAAAUAUCUAAAUACUUGAAAAUAGGUCUAUAACUAUGAAUAGCCACCAACUAAUAAACUAAAUAAAUUUCAAUUGAAAUUGAUUCAUAUUAUAAUAAAACGGGGCUCGCGUGCUUAGCAAAUCACCCUGUAUAUUAUAUUGUGAUAAUGCCAUAAACCCCGUUGGAUAUAUUAUUAUAAUAUAAUUAUGCAUUAUUCCAUUAUCGUCGGUAGUUCCUAAUCAAAAGAGAAUAAAAAAAAUGAAAAUCGUUUGACUUCCCAUUAUUAUGUAUAUAAUAAUAUAUUAUAUACAUGCGGACAAUCAAUAGCCCUUUUGUGUAAUAUAUUGUAUUAUAUUAUAUACAUGCGUAACUAUAUACAUAUAUAAUGUAUAAAAGUAUGUAUGAUGUACCUAAACCUAAUACAUAAUAAUAUGUCAAUUCGAAAUUACUCGUUAUCGUUUUAUUGAUUUAUUCGUCAUAAUAGUUUGAAAAUCGACGUCGUAUAUAAAUAAAUGUAUGGGCGGUCUCUCGUUAGUCGUUAUGUAUUAUAUAAAUGCGUAUUGUUAACUCCAUCGUAAGCCUGUAAAGAAUAAGUACUUUUACCUAUAUGUAUAAAUGUGUUGAGUAAAAAUAUACAUUCAAUUCCAAUUCCCUGUAAAUAUUUACAUAAUUUUCAAACGUGUUUCGUCUUGUUAAAAAAUUAUCGGUGUUAUGUAUAUUUUGAUAGUCCUCAUUGUUAAUGCAAAUGUGGUUGACCAACACGAGUUUUUAAUAUUUGUAUGUAAUUAUUAUUAUUAUUAUUAUUAUUAUUAUUAUUAAAAUACGCACAUUUUUAAUAUGUAUAAAAAUUAAAAGACUAAUGCUUUAGCCGUUAUAGGUAGGUAUCUAUAAUUGCAUGGUUCGUAAAUAGGUACCUACAAUAUCUUUUAACGAAGAUUUUGUGACAUUCUAUAUUUAAAAUCCUUGAAAACCAUUUUACAUAAUAGAACAUUAAGUCGAAAGACUCGUUUACCUAUGAUACUUUAAAUUAAUACAAUUAGUACCUACAUAACUAUAAAUAUUUAGUAGUACAUUUUUCCAAAUUUAGAAAAUUUAGAAAAUUAGUUUAAACUUUGAGAAAAAUUUUAGUUAUAAUAUCGAUGAAGACAAAACUGAUAAAUGAUUUUAUCAUGAUACACAGAUGUGACAAUAAAAAUUAAUUUUUAAUUUUAAUUUAAAUAAGUAUUAUUUGUAAUGUUUGAAAAUAAUUUAUAGAUAAUUAAUUCAUUAAACCAUUUAAAUAAAACACAGAAGAAAUAUAAAACAUCAAUACAUUUUGUGCACAUAAUUAUUAUAAAUUGCAUUAUUUAAAACUAAAAUAAAAUACCUAAAAAACCUAAAAAACGAUUAGCCUUUUAGUUUUUACGUACAUAAGUAUUUAAGUUGUACAAAUAACUAAUGUCAAAUAAACUAAAAAUAUCAAAUAUUCAUUAUUUAAAUUAAUUAAUUUGUUUAUUUAUUUAUUUAUAUAUAAUAUAAUCACCCACUAGAAUAAUUUAUUUUUAAUAAUCCUUGUUAAAUAUAUAAUAAUUUUAAAGUUGUUGGUAGGAAUCACGGCUGUAUAUAUCUAUUAUACACCUCAGCCCUGUGGUAGAAAUAUCUAGGUAAAAUUGUAAAAAAUAGAUCAAACUUUUACUUUAUAUAUAUUAUUAUUUAUUAAAUAAUUAUACUAUAUAAAUAGGUAAAUAUACUAUGUUAACUUUUGGAUAUACUAAAUAGUUACAGUUGGUAGUUAAUUUAUUUUAGUUCUUGUUGAUUGUUAAGAUAAGAUGAGACUCAUAUUAUGGAUUUAAAAUUAUAUAUAGGUAUAUUUCGUAGUUAUAAUGUACUCAAUUAAUAAACAGAUAAUUUUAUCGAAUAAUAUUGAAAAUUUUUCAUGAUUUGCUUACAAUUUAUGGCACGAAAUAAUUAAUAAUAAAUAAAAGGCGUGUAAUUACAAAAUUAAAUAUACAGAUACCAAAAUAUAUUUCUACGAUUUAGUAGGUAUAAAUUAGAUGGAUAAAAUAAAAUAUGCGAUAGGAAUAAAAUAAGUUUGUUCCAUUACUAUUCAUACCUACAUUGUUAUACUAACUCGUAUACAAUUUUAGCGCAUCUAGAUAGUAUAGUAUAAAUGUAUAAUGUAUAGUUUCUAAGAAUUUUCGUUUUAAGAACAAUAAUCAUUGUUUACUACUGUUUUCAUUCACUACAACAGUUAUAUGUAAUUAUUAUUGUUAAAUGAACAAUAUAAUGCGAUGAACUUUCAUUAUUGUAUAACCGAUCUGGAUUCGUAUCUACAGUGAUAUACUUAUUUUGUUUUUUUAAAUAAAUUAAAUACGAGUCGGCUUAGGAUAGAGUUGUAGCCAAUAAACUGUUUUGUGUUAGUGUGCCGGCAGGUAUUAUUAUAAUACUUGAUAUAGAUAUUAAGAUUUAUUACAUACGUAUAUAUUAUAAAGCCGUAUAGGCGCCUUGUAAUAAAUUAUAAUAGUUUAACGCUUAUUAUACUGCUUGCAGCCUUAUCGGUACCUACCUACACAUACCUAAAAGUAUGAUAGUCAGGUGAACGAUGGUAAUUUUGUAAUAGGUUUCUAAAUAGCUAUGUAUAAUAUAGCCGGAGGUGAACUGCGAGAAUAAAACUUUUUAUUUGUUUAUUUCGUUGAUAUUAUACUUAAUAAUGGACAUUAAUUAUUAUUUUUUUUGUUUUAAUCAUAGAUAUAUAAUAUAACUAUAUAAUUGUAAGCAGCAUAAUUAAUUACAAAGGAAUGACAACAAUUAAUUUACAAUGUUUACUUCUGUUUUUGUUAUAACUUAUAACUAUAUUAUAGAUUAUACCUCUUAAAUUCCUGCCUAAUACAAAUAUUUAAGAUUUUCAGAUUUAGUUUAUUAUGUAUCAUAUUAUACAAAUGUUUUAAAAGUAUCAUUCAUUUUGGUCAAUUAUUUUAAUUUAUAUAAACGAAAAAACGGCAAAAACUGACGAAGACGGUUGUAACGUUUAAUAGGUAGGUAUUAAGUCAUCGCGUUUGAUUAUUUUUAAAUAAAUCAUUGUUUAAAUAUUUAUUAUAUUAUUAAGUAAUAAUACAAAUUAAACCACAGUAUACAAAUUAAUAUAACUGUAUACGAUUGGAUUACAGUUUAUAAAAUAUCUUGUUGUAUACCUACCUUACUAGGUAUAGGUGUAGGUUCAUAUUAAACUGUUUUCAAUUAUUAUAAUAUUAAACAAUAUACCUAUCACGCGCGUGUUUUUUAUAAUUUGUGUUGAUACUUUGAUACUCGGUAAUAUUUUAAAAUUGUUCUAACUAUGAAAAAAUAUCUCUCUAUAAUAUUUGUCUACAUAGAAAUAUUUAACUGAAUAUUUUAAAACAUAUUCGUAUAAACUAUAAACUAUAAACUUAUAUUAUUAAAAACAAAAUUCUCUAUUAAAAGUUAUUAAUAUAUCGAUCUAGGUACUUAAAUUUAUAAUGCAAUUUUUCUCAAAUUACAUUUUAUUCAUGUUGUAAUAAUAAAAACUACCAUUGUUAAAAUAAUAUAAUAUGAUAUAUUAAUUUCACUACCUAUAUAAAUUGUAGAUAUUUAUUUAAAUUCAAUAUUGUUUGUUUAUAUUCUAUUAUUUUAAGAAUUUCAGAUAUAUAAUAGGCUAA
This is a messenger RNA of Metopolophium dirhodum (rose-grain aphid), 12808 nucleotides long. RefSeq lists its product as uncharacterized. Lineage: Eukaryota; Metazoa; Arthropoda; Insecta; Hemiptera; Aphididae. Bases 2411 to 3997 code for a protein of 528 amino acids. The transcript has 5 exons. The record is from RefSeq and is a predicted model, not a curated record.